This is a messenger RNA of Miscanthus lutarioriparius, 462 nucleotides long. The record is from the annotation of a GenBank genome assembly. Lineage: Eukaryota; Viridiplantae; Streptophyta; Magnoliopsida; Poales; Poaceae.
AUGGAGGACCAGAGGCAGAGAGUCGCCGGCGUGGACGCCGCAGGCGGCGGCCUCGGCGGCGCGGGAGCCGUCCUCCGCACCGCCACCACCUGCGCCGCAGCCACGUACAGGGCGGCGGCGGCAGGGGACGUCGCCUCCGUAGCGUUCGUGAUCGUCAGCUACGGCGCUCUCCUGCUAAUGCUCCGCUUCCUUCGCGCCUACGAGGUCUUCGCCGGAGGCGCUGUCCGUAGGGAAGGGCUCAGGCGCAGGGUCUGGGCGCUCUGCACGCUGCUCACCGCCAUGUUCGCCUGGAAGGUUGCCGGCGUGAUGACGUGGCCCGUCGCGCUGGGCGUCUGGGCCGCGGCGGCCGUGACGUCUGCGGCUGGCUUCUGUUCUCAUGUUUCGUCAGCGUCGACUCUGAUGAGCACUGAAUCUCAGAUUCCGUGUUUGGAAAAUAUUUCAGGCACGUACACUAUGCAGUGA